Molecule: messenger RNA, 889 nt
Organism: Ziziphus jujuba (common jujube)
Lineage: Eukaryota; Viridiplantae; Streptophyta; Magnoliopsida; Rosales; Rhamnaceae
Product: heavy metal-associated isoprenylated plant protein 26
Exons: 2
Coding region: 195-659 (154 amino acids)
Molecular function (GO): metal ion binding
Source: RefSeq, a predicted model, not a curated record
UGCUUAUAUAAAUUGAGGACCCCUCCUUCUCCCACCUUCUCAUUACUGUCUAAACGUUUCUAUCAUUCUCAUAGUGUGCUAAAACAAAGCUUCUCAAAAUAUUUUCUAGGGUUCCGCAGCUUCACAUUAGUUUUUUCCUCUUUAAAUUCGUAUCCAAAAUCUCUCUGUUUGAUCCAAAAAAGUGAUAUACAAAAAUGGGUGCUCUCGAUCAUUUUUCUUAUCUCUUUGAUUGCUCCCAUGGUCGUAAUAAGCUCAAAAAGCGCAAGCAAUUGCAGACGGUGGAGAUCAAGGUGAGGAUAGACUGCGAAGGGUGCGAGAGGAAGGUGAAGAGAGCGGUGGAGGGAAUGAAAGGUGUGAAACAGGUGGAUGUGGAGCGGAAAGCUAACAAGGUCACAGUCAUCGGAUACGUAGAGCCGUCCAAGGUUGUUGCCCGCAUGGCACAUCGGACGGGCAAGAAGGCCGAGCUGUGGCCCUAUGUGCCAUACGACGUCGUCGCUCAUCCAUACGCACAAGGGGUGUACGAUAAGAAAGCUCCGGCUGGGUACGUGCGGAAUGUGCAGGACCCUCAGCUUAGCCAGCUGGCACGUGCGAGCUCCACGGAAGUGCGGUACACUACAGCUUUCAGUGAUGAAAAUCCCGCCGCUUGUACUAUUAUGUAACCGUGCUCACAUUAUUAAUAUGCAAUCAUAUUUUUUUAAGAAGCCGUAGAUUCCUUAGUGGUCCUUCGGAAUAUUUGUAAGGUUGUGAAUUUUUUCAAUUUUUAUAUGUCGGUCAAGUUUGUGAUUAGAUCUGUUUGAGAAUCUUAUCAGUAACUAAUUGGGGGAGUUUGUUUGUAUCUUUGAUUGUAAAUGGAAUUGUCGAAUUUUAAUUAUAUAUAUUUUUGCUGUAA